AUGCGAAUUACUGGCAAGUUCGAAUCUCCACUCAAUGCGAAAGCAACAAGGUUUAUACACUCGAUGCGAAAGCAUUACAAGUUUGUAGAUUUUCCAAACUUGGAAACAGCAAUUCACAAAAAAAGAGUGAUAUUUCAAUGUUUGCGUAUCAUUCAAUUUAAAUGUGCGGAUUCCAUUCAAAACAUAACGCUCUUGAGAGAAACCAUUAAAGAAAUUGAUUUUACUUAG
Molecule: messenger RNA, 228 nt
Organism: Racocetra fulgida
Lineage: Eukaryota; Fungi; Glomeromycota; Glomeromycetes; Diversisporales; Gigasporaceae
Source: the annotation of a GenBank genome assembly